AUGAGGAUUUAUCCUCAGACAAGCUGUCCCCUGUGGCAGUUUCUUAAUGGUCUCAACCCCCAUACGAUCAAACGUUGCUCAAGGCUUCCCAGCAACUUCCCCGUCACAGAGGAAAUGGUGGAAACUUUUCUGGCCAAUGGAAGCUCUCUGGCUGCUGAGAUGACGAAAGGGAAUAUAUUCAUUAGUGACUACAAGAUCAUGGAAGGUCUGCCUACAAGAGUUAUUGAUGGUAAACCGCUUCCUCUGACUGCUUCUCUCUGCCUGCUCUACCUAAAUCCAGAGAACAAACUGCUGCCCAUCGCAAUUCAGCAUCCCUCAAAGGAGAACCUGAUUUUUCUGCCUAGCGAUUUGGAGUCUGACUGGCUGCUGGCCAAGCUAUUUGUGAGACAUGCAGAUGUCUUCUAUGGAGAAGUGGUCAGUCAUUUGCAGAAAACUUAUCUACUGGCAGAAGUUUUUACAAUGGCGACACUACACAACCUCCCAAAGACUCACCCCCUGUACAAGCUGCUGAUCCCCCAUCAUCGAGAGACCAUCUCUAUAAACAUCAUUGCUCGUGCUCAACUCCAUGGCCCUAUUGGAAUUUUUGGAAAUACUUCACUUGGACUGGAUGGAAUAGCGGAGCUAAUGAGAAGGAGUCUCUCCCAAACAACCUACAGUUCCCUCUGCCUGCCUGAAAACAUUGCAGCUAGAGGACUGGAGUCCAUCCCCAACUUUUAUUACAGGGAUGAUGCCCUGAGGCUGUGGCGCAUCAUCAACAGCUUUGUCACGGCAGUGGUGGCAUAUUAUUAUCCGUGUGACAGUGAAGUUUCUGCAGAUUCUGAGCUCCAGGAAUGGGUCAAUGAGAUCUAUGGAUUUCUGGGAAAUAAUGACUCGGGCAUCCCUUCAAGCUUUCAAACUGUGGAGGAACUUACCAAGUUCGUCACUAUGGUGAUCUUCACAUCAUCAGUUCACCAUGCUGCGGUGGGCAGUUUGAUUUUCUAGGUUGGAUUCUGAAUGGUCCACUGUUGCUGUACCAAGGUCCACCAACAACAAAGGGACAGUCAAGCAUGGAGGCCAUCUUUGCAACUCUGCCAAAUAAAUCAACGUCAGGACUUGUGCGUUCAGUAAUGUGGCAGCUCAGCAGGAAGUAUGAUGACUUUGUAAGUUUGAGAUGCAGUCUUCCCCGUUUUUAUCUCUGAAUAAAAUUGCCAGAGUUGUGACUGGCAAUUGUCCAUUCCAUGACAGGUGUUAACCUAUCUUUUUGGGGUUUUUUUACACCAUAUCAAAAAACUUUCCCAUUAUGUCUCUUUCUGGGGGGUGACAUGACUGACUACUCUGAUAGCUCAACCAGUAUUAGAUGGAUGAUUGCCAUGCAAGUUUGUACAGACCUUUACAGGCCUGAUACCCUUCCUGACUUUGAUUCCCCAACUUUUCCUCUAGUCAAAUUUUAUUUGUCCAAUGCUUAAUGACCAAAUGCCUACAAAACCAGUUACAUUCUUAUCUGCUUCAGCUGUACUUUGUUAGGUUAAAUGUUAGUAUGCUAAGAUGGUGAACAUGAUAAAAUGCAGACAAAAGUAUUUCCUUUGAGAUGUUAACCUGAUGAGGUCAGCAAUUAGUUCAAACCAUUGCUCUGGAGUACAUUCUGAGAGCUGCUAACAUGCCUGCCGAUUCUUAGUCUUGUUUAAUAUCACAAGUUUGUGGAAGUGCAAUACCAAAAAAGUGAUGUUCCCCUUUUAGUUAUUUCCCCAAACAGAGGCUCAAGAGGAGGGAAAGUUAAGCAGGGAUUUUAUAUUAGUAAAGAUUAUCUACAGGAGAAAACAUUUUAAAGCAAUAGCUACAGAAUGCCUGAAAGCCUUACUGCAUUUUUUUAUAUAUAUAUUCUGAAUUGUCACCUACCACCUGAAUGCUUCCCUUUAUAGAUUUAAAAAAAUAAAACAAAUUGGUGCAGAAAUUUUCACCAGAAUGCAGGAAAUUAAGUCUUUAAUACUAAAAAUUUCCUGGGUGAGGACCCCCAGACCCUCUUCAUUUGUCUCCUCCGCUGUUAAAACUAAACGAGUGCUCUUGCAUUUCAGGAAAAUUAUCCAUAAAUUUACUUCAAUGCAAGAAAAUAGUGUCUGGCUUGACAUAAAGUUUAUGGGGGGACAUAUUCCCAAAUCAGGUUUGGUCUCCCAAUUUAGGCUAUGACGUGGAGGUUGACAAGGUUAUGUGGAGGCUGAUCACACUUCAUUAUGGACCAUCAUUAUUAACUUGGCUGUUCAUCUAUGCUAAAAUUUUGAGUUUGGCUUGGCUGUGGUGGACUUUUUAGGAUUGGGCAUAGGGGGGCAAUUUCACUUCAAUCUCUCUUAGGGCUCCAACACUGUCAAGGCCGGCCCUGACCGUGCUGCACAGCGUGCGGAUGAAUAUUAACAUUAGUUGCGCAUUGAUUUUAUUGAUCGUGUGAAAGUUUAGUAGCAGCAGUCAAUCAACAACUGCCUCUCUCUGCCUAACUGGGAGAACCACACGUUUCCGUUGUGUGCACACCACAGACCUGGAGCUGCACUACCGCUUUCCGAGUCCCGCCUUCGUUCCGUCAGCAUUACGUUAUCAAUUAACCUCUAGAUAAUCGAUUAUUGAUAUUUGUGAAUCAGUUCAGAAUCGUCCAAGUCCGCAUCACAAUGCAUCUAAAAAUCAAUUCCUUCCACACCCCUAAUGUUUGGCAAACUGUAUAAUAGGAAGUUCUUAUUUAGUAUACUGCUUUCUAAUUGGAAUCUGUGAUAUUAUGCCGAGUAGUAUCUGAAGUCCAUAGUUGUGACACAUCAACAGUUUGUGUAGUCUUUGUUAAACUUCUUUGAUCUGUCAAUAAAGAGGCGGCCUCUUUAUUUGUGAAUGUCAGUGAGGGCUGAGACGAUGAGGAAAGACCUCAAUCACCCAGCAAUAGACUUCUCUCUGCUACAGUCAUGGAAGUGCUACUGCUGCCUCAAGGCAAAAACAGAGGAUGAAGGGUUUCUUCCCUCAGGCCACCUGGGUCUUGAAUCUGAGAAUGUCACUUUUAUAUUUAUAAUCCACCUACCUGCUACACACUGCAUAUGAUGUACUGUUUGUAUUAAUUAAUUUUUCUGAAAAGCAUCAAUGGUCAAACCUUUUCAUUCUUUCACCACUUCAUGUAUCUGAAACGUAGCAAUAUAUUGUUUUGUUUCUUUUGUAAGUCAGAGUGACAGACAUGAUGAACUACUAACCCUUCCGCAGAAGUCAGAACUCUUCAGUAAAGCUUUACAGGACAUUUCUUUGGCUGAGCAAACAUGUUGAGUGAUUUAUGCGCUCUACCAGCUCAAGUUGCCUGUUUGAAAUAGUGGUAAACUCAGACUGAAUCCAUCCACUGUUCCAAAGAAUUCUGCUUUUAGGUUCAGAUGUUUCAACUUGAUACUUUUUCCCACAGGGUGUUAGCAUGCUAACAUUUGUUAGCACUAAAGACAAAGUACAGCGGAGGCUGAUGGGAAUGUGGCUUAGAGAAUAAGCUGCUGAUCAUGAACCUCAAUGUCCCUGGUUCUAAUAUCACUGCGCACCUGUUGCCCAUCUCUCCCUCAUUUCUCUCUGCUAAUGCUAUAUAAUAAAGGCAUAAAACAAGUCAAAGACUAA
This is a messenger RNA of Micropterus dolomieu (smallmouth bass), 3594 nucleotides long. RefSeq names its product arachidonate 12-lipoxygenase, 12R-type-like. Bases 1 to 981 code for a protein of 326 amino acids. The record is from RefSeq and is a predicted model, not a curated record. NCBI's taxonomy places the organism in Eukaryota, Metazoa, Chordata, Actinopteri, Centrarchiformes, Centrarchidae. Gene Ontology annotation, molecular function: iron ion binding; oxidoreductase activity, acting on single donors with incorporation of molecular oxygen, incorporation of two atoms of oxygen. Gene Ontology annotation, biological process: linoleic acid metabolic process; lipid oxidation. The transcript has 10 exons.